AUGAUCACUUGUGGCAAAAUCGGUGUGGCUAACACAUGCAUUCGCCAGGAAAUCAUCGAAGUCACCACACUGCAAGAGAAAAGGGAGAAACUGCUUGAAUUACUUAGAGCUGAUCUUGAUCAAGAUGCGGGCGUUUUCAAAGGAAACAAUGGUUUUCGUCUGUUGCAAAAUCGGGGCCGAUGUUCUUGGCGUUUUGUCGUCAAAGUGAAAUCCCGUCAACCACGAUUCAUGGAGAUCGAAAACAGAAUUUGCUUGCCGAAGCAAUUGAUGAUUUUAAAUAUGGACGCAAACCCGUAAGUUUUUAAGAGGUACUGAUUGCGACAGCCGUUGGCGAGCGAGGACUGGACAUCAAAGGUGUCGAUCACGUGAUCAACUAUGACCUUCCAAACAAUGGAGAAGAUUGUGUGCAUCGCAUCGGGAAGUGUGCGUAGUAUGUGGGUUUUUUGCGAAUUGGAAUUUACGUACACAGAACUGGAAGAGUCGGCAGUCCCGGAAGGGCCAUCUCGUUCUACUACGCUUCGGACGACAGAGCACUCGCCCAAAGCCUAGCUGAAAUUUGGACAGAGGCCGGCCAGGUAACACCAGCAUUCUCAUGAUCUCAAAAUUCGAGUAAUUCUUUGCUUGUGAUGUAAAAUGUGUUUCGAAUGUUCCGAAUUCCUUAACAUGGAAGCAAGCAGCAGCAGCAGUAGAUUUGGAUUUGGUGCUGAAGCAGAUGAGUGGUAAUCUCGUCACUGUACUGAUCUAUCGCUUCGAAACGCCCACUGUUCUUAUCCAUAGGUGUUUGAUUCUGUUUUUGCAUGUUUUUCCUCCAUGUAUAUUCCUCGAUUUGUGGAAGUUUUUGUGAG
Cylicocyclus nassatus is the source of this 845-nucleotide messenger RNA. Lineage: Eukaryota; Metazoa; Nematoda; Chromadorea; Rhabditida; Strongylidae. The record is from the annotation of a GenBank genome assembly.